UUAGUGGCAAAGUUUGGGAAUUGAUAGUUGGUGGGGAGCUGUGAAAGAUUGCAAACGAGCGAGGGAGGAAGGAAGGAAGAAGGGAGGGUGGUAGGUGGGGGAGUGUCUCUCUGUUCCGCCUUGGAAUUUAAAUCUACGGGAUCGUAUUUGAAGACGGGGAUCUCCUCGGUGUUACUACAGCUCUGCACUUCACGCCCCAGACGAAAGCCAUGUCCGAGGAGCUCGCUUCUCUGCCCUGGUCCAUCAAUAAAGAUGACUACGAGCUGCAGGAGGUGAUAGGAAGCGGAGCUACUGCAGUAGUGCAAGCCGCAAUGUGUAUACCUAAGAAGGAAAAGGUGGCAAUCAAAAGAAUUAAUUUGGAAAAAUGCCAGACCAGCAUGGAUGAACUUUUGAAAGAAAUCCAAGCAAUGAGUCAGUGUCACCAUCCUAAUAUUGUUUCCUACUACACCUCUUUUGUGGUGAAGGAUGAACUAUGGCUUGUGAUGAAGUUACUAAGUGGUGGAUCUGUGCUAGAUAUUAUCAAGCAUACUAUUUCCAGAGGUGAGCAUAAGAAUGGAGUCCUGGAUGAGCCAAGUAUAGCUACUAUUCUGAAGGAGGUCUUGGAAGGUUUAGAGUAUCUUCAUAAAAAUGGACAAAUUCACAGAGAUGUGAAAGCUGGUAAUAUUCUUCUCGGAGAAGACGGCUCAGUGCAAAUUGCAGACUUCGGUGUUAGUGCCUUCCUAGCCACAGGUGGGGAUAUUACAAGAAAUAAAGUCAGAAAAACCUUUGUAGGAACCCCUUGUUGGAUGGCUCCAGAGGUCAUGGAACAGGUUAGAGGAUAUGACUUCAAAGCUGAUAUUUGGAGUUUUGGUAUAACAGCUAUUGAACUGGCAACAGGUGCAGCCCCAUACCACAAAUAUCCACCUAUGAAGGUUUUAAUGUUAACUCUUCAGAAUGAUCCACCAUGUCUAGAAACAGGCGUGCAGGAUAAAGAGACGGUGAAGAAAUAUGGCAAGUCAUUUAGAAAGAUGAUCUCCCUCUGUCUCCAGAAAGACCCAGAGAAAAGGCCAACAGCAGCAGAACUUUUGAAAAAUAAAUUCUUUCAAAAAGCAAAGAAUAAAGAAUUUUUACAAGAGAAGCUGCUUCAGAAGGCACCUACAAUCACAGAGAGGUCAAAAAAGGUGCGGCGGGUGCCAGGAUCAAGUGGUCGACUACACAAGACUGUAGAUGGAGAGUGGGAGUGGAGUGAUGAUGAACUUGAUGAAGAGAGUGAGGAAGGAAAGGCUGCAGUGGCUCAGUUGCGAUCACCAAGAGUCAAAGAAGCUUCCCAAAACUCUGAGGUUUUUCCAUCAUCAGAUACUAGUGGUCACCUUCAGCCUCCAGGACAGGUUCCUUGUCAGCUACCUCAAGCUCCUGCACAGAUUCCAGCAGCAGCUGUUCCACAGGCUCCACAGGCUUCUGUUCCUGUACCUAGUCAGCCAACACCUCCAUUGGCUACUCAGGUUCCAUCAGCACCUGUCCCUACUAAUGUGCCUGUAGACGACUCAUCAAAAACAACCAUCAGUCUGGUAUUAAGGUUAAGAAAUUUGAAGAAGGAAUUAAAUGAUAUAAGAUUUGAAUUUAUGCCAGGAAGAGAUACAGCUGAUGGUGUUUCUCAAGAGCUUGUGUCAGCAGGACUUGUUGAUGGGCGAGAUUUAGUAAUAGUUGCUGCUAACUUGCAGAAGAUUGUGGAUGAGCCUCAAACAAAUCGAUCAGUAACUUUUAAACUGGCUUCAGGUGUUGAAGGCUCAGAAAUUCCAGAUGAUGUAAAACUUGUGGGAUUUGCACAACUCAGCAUUAGUUAAAUUUUUUUCUGCCAAGGACCUGAAAUUUCUGGAAAAAAAUAAUAAAACUGCACUUUCGUGCAUAUUCCUUAAUUUUGUUGGCCUAUUGAAACCACUACUGCCAAAGAAAUUUAAAGAGCCACCACCCCAUAGGAUUGAAAACAAUGCUUUAUGACUAGGAGUAUGCUUUUAAACUGCAGUUUAUAGGAAGUAAAGUUAAACGUUUACAGUGUAUAUUGUAUGUAUGAUGCAAAGCAAUCACCAACAUCUGAACCCAUCAAAAGCUUUUUCCAAGUGUGCUCAGAAUUUAGAAAUGCGUUUAUAUCAACAUGAACAAAAGCCUGCAAGUCUUGGUAAUUUAAUAAUGCCUUAUCUAAAACAGUACUACUGAGUAAUCAUCUGGGAUAUUCCCAUUCUAGUAUAGACACUUAACUGUAGGAUGAAUGUGGUUUCAGUUACUAACAUCUAACAUUGCUUUCCAAACUGAAGGAAGACACUCCUUGGCAUGUUGGUACCAUAUUUGUAAGACUAAGGCAGGGAGCCAAAACAGUUUGCAAAAAUCAAACAUCUGUAUUAUACAUUAUACUUGAGUUGUUUUUUUUUUCCUUUUUGCCACUUUCGUUUAAAAUUAAAUGUUAAAUAUUGACUCGCUUACAGUUUUUCAGGUUCUUGAAACAGUUGGUGUCCCACUGAACUCAUGUGUUUUACUACGAGAUAAAAUAUGUGAGCUAUUUUUCUUAUUGGCCAUACAGAACACAUGGGAAUAAUGCAGAUGUUGACUAGUGAGCAACUUGCACCUACUAUAGAGUCUGCUUAAUCAUAAAAUACAUGGUACCAUAAAAGAAUCUCUUGUCUUCAGUAAAGUAUGCUCAUGCUUUUUUGUGCUAAGCUUCCUCUCCUUUGUAAUAUAAAAAUUGGUUUCAAAGUUGCCAGAUCAUGCAUUUCCUACUAAAACUUCAUUUUAUGAUAAUGUGGAAGUAUGUGGUCAAUAGGAAACAUAUAUUAUAGUAGCAGGGGUUGGGUGGGUCUACCAAUAACUGUCAAUUAUUGUAGGUUAAUAUUUUAUGUUUUUAAUCUUUGCCCAAAUCUGUUUCCAGAAAUUUGCUAGAAACUAAGAGCUGGAUUACAGACAAAUUACCAGCAAUGUGCUCUACAUUCAGUAGUGUAAAUACAAUGUGCAUUGCUGUUGUUAAUCAAAGUUUAUUAUAAAGCAGUUGAUUAGACUUUGUAAUCUACAUUAGUUGUAUUAACAAAUGCACAUGUUGAACAGCAGCAAAGUAAAAUUUGAAAAUGAUGACAAGAAAAUGUUAAGAUCUUUUUUAAUUCCACAUAAUAUGAUUUUUUUAUUUAUUUUUAUUUGGGUUAAACAACUUAGUAACUGGAACCACAUUCAUCCAUUCUUACAAAUUGUAUACUGGUCUGUGGAGUUUAGUGGUGAUUUUCAAUUAAAAAUCUUUUUUUUUUUUUUUUUUUAAAUGAAGAUUAAAAAUUAGGUAAGAGAAGGAUAGGAAGCCACAAAAAGUACUUGAUUGAGAACUUUACUACUUUACUAUGUAAAUAAUAAAAUUUGGUGUUGAUUUUUUUAUACUGGUGUUUCACACUUGGCCUUUGUAUCUAAAAUAAAAAUAACUUAGUGCUAUGUAUGGAUAAAUGGAAAUAGUGAAAUAUGAACUUUUCAAGGUUUUGUCUCACAGCACUUGCAGUAUAAUUUGGAAUUGUAAGGAUUCAGUUAAUUAAUAGAUAAAACAGACAACUGUAAUCUCUGACGUAUAAAGAAUCAUUGUUGCUUAAUACAUUAAGGUGUUUACAGGUACUGCCAAAUUAUGUGUUUAGCAGCAUUGCAGAAUGUUUUUGCUGUAACUCUUCUGUUAAUUUUUUUUUUUUGAAAAAAAAAAGUUAUUUUUACAUGUACCUCAUUGGCAAGAGUGAACAUGAAAACGAAAUAGAUUUCCAGUGUUAAAAGGUAAUAUUAUAUUGAAUGUGUUUUUGGAUGUCACAUCAUUCAAUUAACUUACCUAUAUUCUCAUUAAAUUGUACAUUUCAUGUAGGAAAUGUUAUGAAAAUGUAAGAUUUUGCUUUAUUUUUUUGUAAAAACGUAAUUCCUCCUGAGUGAUUACUGUUUAUGCACUAGAGUGCUUUUCAGGAGAUUAUUAAUGUACCACCAGUGCCAUAAGAGUUACUUCAUUUACAAAAAUCCAUUUUCAAAAAUUGUGAACAAACUGAACUAUUUUAUCAUAUUUGCCCCAUGACACGAUUAGUGCUUGUGCAGAAAGUUAAAGAGGCUAAAUCAGAAGAUCUCUUAUCCAUGUCACUGCUGCCUUGUUCAACAUAAUAUUCUUUUUUUUUUUUCUUUUCUAGCAGCAAGUAAUGAUUGUUACGGUACACUUUUUUCUUUCUAACUGCCUCCAGUGUUUAGAAUGCACAAGGCAAAAACAUGGUCUUCAAAAUUGAACUUUUCUGUUUUUUUUUUUUUUUUGUCUUUUUUUUUUUAAAAAAAAAAAACACAAAAAAACAAAGAUUUUUAGGGAGUUGUCUCUAAUAAUUAAGCUAGAAAUUCUUGCACUGCCUCAGCCGACCAUAAGCAAAACCCAGGAGCAAUGGAGUUGCAAUAAUGAUUGCUAAGGAUAGAUGUAUAUAUAUCAACACAGAGUAAAUUUCAGGUUUCUAUCAAAUUGUAAGUAAUAUAUACUGAAUCCACAAUAUCUUUUGUCAUCUUUUAUUCUCAUUCAAUUCUACUUCAGGCACAAUAUAAUUUGCAUAGAUCAUCUAUAUAUGCAUUUUUAUAUUCUUUGAUCUUUUAUCAAGAUAAACACAAAAAGGAGCUAUAUGAUGUUAAAAUUAAGCCUAUUCAGAAAAGUACUUUAUAGUAUAAUCUACUUUAUAGUACUUACAUUAGAUCUACUCGUGUGUACUACACUCACACAUGCAAGUAAGACCAAGAUAAUACCAAUUAUGUAAGGUCAGUUUUUUGUUUUUGCUGCUCCUUGAUAAAUAAAUUCAAAUUAACAUAUUCUGUGUAGAAUCUGAAAUAAAGUUUCUUGGAUCUUCCUCUUACAGAAUCAUUAAGGCUCCUUUCUGUUUUGUUAAUGCUAAGAGAGAAAAUACACCCUCGUUGUUUUCAGAAGUUAAACUAAAAGUCCAUUGUCCUUUGCCUCAUGUCCAAACUCUAUCUCCGCUACAGGAGAUCCAACUUACCUGGAUUGCCAUAGUUUGCCAGUUGCCUGUUGGGAGUGACUUUGUAAUAAACAAGUGCAGGCAUGUGCCUAUGUGGUACUGCUUCUGUACAUGCAUGCUUUCCAGUGUAGCCAUAGGACAUUAGGUUAUGUCUGUAAAACAAAAAAAAUGCUGCAUCUCCUUGUAGCGUCACAAGAACACAUUAAAAAGUGCUUUUUUCUCUCAGAUUCAUGACACUCAAUAGUCACCACAAAAUCAUUCUGAGCUGAAUUUAGGAUUCAGUAACAGCAGGAAGCUCACCCAGCUCAUUAAUUCCUGAAAUAACUGGCCUCCCAUGUCUUGCUGUUUUGUCUUUGGAAGGCUGAUGAGUUACAGUGUAGUGAAGUCUCUUACUGAUUAUUAUUUUUAAUAUGCUGGAUGAUAUUUCUGUCUGCUCUCAACCAUUAUUAAAGUAUUCUUGAAGACCACAAGUUCAUACAGUAUAUUGCAAAUUAAGAAUAAUUAACAAGUACUGAUUACCUUGCUUGUAAUGGUGUUUCUUCUAUGUUCCACAUUCUAAGAUCUCACAGUUGUCAAUUUCAUAUGCCAUUCACCGUUACAACUUUACAUGGCUGUUUCACUGCAAAGCCCUUCUAAUAAAUAAUAAAGGAGGGCAUCCUGAAGCAGCGUUGUGCAGCUGGGAAGAAAUGCCACUACAAGUAAUUUGUCUUUUUGCUUUACUGUAAUACAUUAUUAACAGUGAUUUUUGGAAACAUGGCAGAGUGUUUUACACAGUACUUUGUUUAAUGUGGGUAAUAACACAAAUGUAUUUAAAAGAAAGUUUGUUACUCUCUCCUCAAUUUUUUUUAUUUUUUUGUUUUUCUUUUCCCAUUUGGUUUUGGAUUUUAAUGCAUGGCUCUCUAAUUAUUUUUAAUCAAUAAAGACUGAAAUGAUCA
Erpetoichthys calabaricus (reedfish) is the source of this 5911-nucleotide messenger RNA. RefSeq names its product oxidative stress responsive kinase 1b (gene oxsr1b). Gene Ontology annotation, biological process: protein phosphorylation. The record is from RefSeq and is a predicted model, not a curated record. The transcript has 18 exons. NCBI's taxonomy places the organism in Eukaryota, Metazoa, Chordata, Cladistia, Polypteriformes, Polypteridae. Gene Ontology annotation, molecular function: ATP binding; protein serine/threonine kinase activity. Bases 210 to 1823 code for a protein of 537 amino acids.